Marasmius oreades (fairy-ring Marasmius) is the source of this 309-nucleotide messenger RNA. RefSeq lists its product as uncharacterized. The record is from RefSeq and is a predicted model, not a curated record. The transcript has a single exon. The coding region runs from base 1 to 309 and encodes 102 amino acids. Lineage: Eukaryota; Fungi; Basidiomycota; Agaricomycetes; Agaricales; Marasmiaceae.
AUGCCUCAUGUUCAAGGAACGCCUCGAGGCGCUCCUGCACCACCGUACAUGUUCCCGAUGACAUCACGGCCAACGAGCACAUCGUUUGUUGGCAUGCAACCAUACGGCAGUACAGUCUAUUACACGCCUAAUAAGUCAUCUAAUCCCUACUAUCCCUCACCUCAAUCCCUCCUAUUACACUACCAACGGCCUCCCAACGGACCACAAACACCAUCAUACCACAGUAUUGGGGGACUUCCAUCUUUCUACCAGGCCUUUCUGUCACCCCACACUGCUCCUCCUUCUCAAGACCCCCACAGUUCGAGCUGA